AUGCCAUUCCUUAAAAACACUCGACUGAAUCUGCCCCGCUCAGUAGCAAUAGAUAAUAAAGCAAAGAAAUCAGGGCUUCGUGGAACUAUAUUUGCAGUCAAUGGAGAUAACUACACUGGUGAAUGGUUGGACAAUAGGAAACAUGGUUGGGGAACCCAAGAGUGGAAGGCAUCUGGUUCGCUAUACAAUGGCGAGUGGAAAUCUGGGAAACAAGAGGGUUAUGGUAUCUUUAGCAUUCUUCGACAGGACACAAAGACGUAUAUGACACAGUACUGCGGCGAGUGGAAAAAUGGAAUGAAACAUGGACAUGGUUCCUUCUUCGAUGUGCAUGCAACUUACGAGGGAGAGUGGAGUGAGGACAAUCGCAGUGGCUGGGGGAGACUCACGUAUAAGUGUGGUGAUCUUUACGAGGGGGAGUGGCUAUGGGAUAAGGAACACGGAAUGGGUGUAAUUCAAUUUGCCAAUGGGAACUGGUAUGAAGGAUCUUGGAGGAACGGCAAGAAAAAUGGUCAUGGAAAGUUCUACUAUGCAGACAAAGGUAUCAUCUAUGACGGCCUUUGGGUUGAUGGGGAUGCAAAAUGUGGAACUCUGUCGGAUUUUGGGAGAGAAGAGGCACCAUUCCCUACCAAGUAUCCAAUUCCACCGGUAACGCUCGUGAACAUGCAAAUGGUUUUAUCAGAAGCGGAGUCUGUAUACGUGGAUGACAGUUGA
Messenger RNA from Nerophis lumbriciformis (worm pipefish), 711 nucleotides. The record is from RefSeq and is a predicted model, not a curated record. Lineage: Eukaryota; Metazoa; Chordata; Actinopteri; Syngnathiformes; Syngnathidae.